AUGCUGAGACCCUGCAGACUGCUGCUGUGGCAGGUGGCUCUUAGGUUCUCUUAUGUUGUUUCAGCCAGUCUGUGUCUGGGGGGGUCGGACAUUUUUGCGUCGGUCAAAGAGAACAGUCCGAUGGGUCAGUUCAUCUCUAACAUCAGUAUCAGUGGAGAUCCAGGAGCUAACACCAUCAGACUUUGUCUGACCGGAGACAAUGCCAACUGGUUCUACUUAGAAGGUCGAACCAUCAGACUCAACACCUCGGUCUCCAGAGUUCUUGACAGAGAGGUUCAGGGAUCAGUGCUGAUAGCAGAGCUGACCUGUUAUGAGGAUGAUGUCAUUCAGAGUCAGUACAGGAUCCUGGUGGAGAUUGUGAAUGAAAACGACAACAGACCAAACUUCCUGCAGGACACUAUUCAACCUUUCACAUUCAGUGAGCUGACAGCAGUGAAUUCUGUUGUUUUCACCGUAAAGGCAGUUGAUGCCGAUGGCGACAUGAUCAGUUAUAUCAUCGAUCAAUCAUCACCGGAUGCCUCAUUCUUCAGGAUCGAUCUACCCAACAGUGGAAACAUCGUUCUGAACAAACCUCUGGACUAUGAGACCAGAACUCACCUGGAGCUCAUCAUCUGGGCCCAGGAAUCGAACACUGCGGAGAAUUUCAACACAUCUGCUGUUUUAACUGUGAACAUCGAGGAUGGAGAUGACCAGUAUCCUCACUUCCUGCCCUGUACACCUGUCUCUCCAGGUGUUCCUGUCUGUAUGAACCCCACCUACACCGCCAACAUCACACAGAAACACAAGGAUGUUGUUCUGGAAUUUUCUCCUGGUCCAAUCAGAGCAGAAGAUGGAGACAGAGGGAUCGACACCCCUCUGAUCUACAACAUCCUGUCAGGUGAUGAUCAGGGUAGGUUUGUGAUCAACAACAGGACCGGUGAGCUCAGGUUAACCCGAGCUGUGGACGACCGACGACUGACGCCAAACUUCACGCUCAACGUCAUGGUGUGUCAGGUGGACGACAGGCUGAAGUACAGUGUGGCGUCGGUUGUAGUCAGAGUUCUCUAUGAGAACAUGUUCCCUCCGGUUUUCAACAGAACCAUCUAUAAAGGUUUCAUCAUCCAGAGCUCUAGCCCUGCAUCCAUCGUCUCCACCUAUGGGAACCAGGUGUUACAGGUCCAAGUGUCAGACCGCGACUUCUCUGACGGCCUGAAUCCAAACAUCCACUACUCCCUCCAUCCUCCGUCUGGACUGUACCAAGUCACCCAUAGGGGGGUUCUGAUCGCUAGGACGGACCAGUUGCAUGCCUUCGACAGAAACAUACUACAGGUUGUAGCCAGAGAUGAAGAAUCAGGAGAAGAAGUUUCAGCUUCAGUGGAUAUUGAAGUCCUGCAGAGAGGACAAGCAGCCUACAUCAGUGCAGUGGAAGUGAGCUCCAGUCGACCUGUUUUCUCUCUGGAGGACCCUUCAUACAACACCAGAGCUUUCAGUCAAAACUUUGCGUCUUCUUCACAGUCAGAGAGUCUACAUGGCAGACAGGGAGUCUACACCAGAAGACUCUCUCUGCUUUACCCUCCAUCAUCAUCAUCAUCAUCAAACCCCAUGAGUGAGCAGCAGCUGCAGGUGUCAGACUGA
Molecule: messenger RNA, 1614 nt
Organism: Xiphias gladius (swordfish)
Lineage: Eukaryota; Metazoa; Chordata; Actinopteri; Istiophoriformes; Xiphiidae
Product: cadherin-related family member 5
Exons: 14
Coding region: 1-1614 (537 amino acids)
Biological process (GO): homophilic cell-cell adhesion
Cellular component (GO): membrane
Molecular function (GO): calcium ion binding
Source: RefSeq, a predicted model, not a curated record